UAAAUCUGCGAAAUUUGGAAACUGGGAAUUUCCAAAUUUUGAAUUCUUAAAAUAACUUCGUAGUUUGAUACUUUACGCAACUAUAAAAAUAUAGAAUCACGAGAAUUUUAAAACGACGAACAUUUGAAAUUUUCCAAUAUGUGAACUUGGAAUUUUAUGAAUUUAGAGCGUUGAAAUUUGGGAACCAUGAACUUCUAGGAUUUUGAAGUCUUCUAAUUUUGAAAUUUUGGAUUGUUGAGACUGUGAGAUAAUUUCCAUCAGUAAAACUAUGUGUACAUAUAAAUAUCGCAAAGUUAUAAACACUUAGCUCCGAAGACAAAAUAAAAUUGUAAAUUAGUCAUAAAGUCUUCAUAGAUCAAAGACAAUUUCCAAUUUUUUUUAUAAUUAGUCACGAAAAUAAUAGCCUUAUAGAUAGUAAAUGAUGUUACAAUUUAAACGAAACAAAUGAAAACAGGCGUCAUUAAUGUCAAACGAGAAAUGUUAUCGAACAAAUCCAUCUUAACAAAGAACUUCAAGCAGUUAAUCAACACGUGAUUUCAGACAGGAUAAAUUAAUAACAUUCAAUCAUUAACCGAGUAAUUUGUAAAAUUUUAACACAGUACAAGCUCUUUUUAGUAUGGGAGAUGCAGAGAAUGGAAAAUCGUUGUUUAUGAAAAUGUGUGCAAUGUGUCAUACCUCUAAUAAAGAUGGAAAACACAGAGUAGGUCCAAAUCUUUUUGGAAUAGUUGGCAAAAAAUGUGGUACUAGUCCUGGAUUCACCUACACUGACUCGAUGAAAAACAAAGGAAUCGUAUGGGACGAGAAAAAUUUAAACGAAUAUUUAGAGUUCCCUAAGCAGUUCAUUCCAGGCACAAGGAUGGUAUUCACCGGAAUUAAGAAACCGAAAGACCGUCAGGAUUUAAUAGCUUACUUAACAACGUUGAAAUAACUACACUUUCACGAAUCAAUCUGUACAGUGUUCAAAGUAUGCAUUAUCCGUAACGUUAGUUAAAUAAAUUUGUAUAUUUAAAAAAAGAAAUUGCAAAGAUAUAUACUUCUUUUAU
Megachile rotundata (alfalfa leafcutting bee) is the source of this 1043-nucleotide messenger RNA. RefSeq names its product cytochrome c. The record is from RefSeq and is a predicted model, not a curated record. NCBI's taxonomy places the organism in Eukaryota, Metazoa, Arthropoda, Insecta, Hymenoptera, Megachilidae. Gene Ontology annotation, molecular function: electron transfer activity; heme binding.